UGCUCAAUGAUCGGUAGUCGCCGUCGUGUGGUCGUCUUGACCAUAGUUCUUUCUAUUCUUGUUGUCUUUGUCUUAUACUUAACUAAUAUAAAACAAGUGACGCCUCUCGCCAUAUCAGUUGACGACCAAUCUGUGCGAAGGCUCAAACAAGAAGAGAUUCGGAAGAGAAACAUUCACAAUGAUCGUGAGUCAGUCGUUCAGUCUAGGAGAAGAACAGAGACAAUCAAGCACCCAGUCGUUAAUUCUUUAGUGGAAAAUGGCAAAACUGGUCAGUCGGCCACUCAGUUACGGUCGGUAAACGACGAAGGUGAUCAGUCAGUGAGUCAGUCGAUUGCUAUGGUGAAUAUUAGUCAUCCAGCCGCUCAGUCGGCGGUCAAAGACGAGAAAGCCGCUCAUUCGACGACUCAGUCACGGAAUGCAAGACAGAACAUUCAGUCAGAUGUUUCGUCCCUCACUGUCAGAGAGAAACAGAAGCAAACGACUCGCACACCAGAACAAACCAGAGACAGCGAAAACAGUAAGACUAAAACGGCACCUAAAGAUGCGAUGUCUCAAGAUUCUCGUACGAAUGGUGAUCAGACUGUGGUUGCAAAACAAGGAGAUGGAAAGUCUUGUGUUGAUGUGGGAGCUCUGUUGCAGAGAAAAGAAUUUAGUGAUGUGAAAGUGAAGGGAAAGUAUAAACCGGAAGUGCCAGCUCUCUUGACAGCUCAGAGUAGCACAGUAUCUGAUGUGGUUGCAAAAUGGUGGAAUCAUUUGCAACCAUUUAAACCUGAUUUACCAUUUGCCGAAGUCACCAAACAACUCUUUCAGUUGAUUCCAAGUGAAAAUCCAUUUCCUCAUAUCCCUGGUCAGUGCCGUCGAUGUGCAGUAGUUGGCGGGUCUGGAAACCUUAUUGGCACCGGCUAUGGCUCACUUAUUGACUCAAAGGAUGUUAUAAUAAGAAUGAAUAAUGCUCCUGUGAAAGGUUAUGAGAAAGACGUUGGGGUGAAGACUACUCAUCAUAUUGUGUAUCCAGAAAGUGCUCGUUUUUAUCGAGGUUUUCGGUCAAGUGGAAAGUUGGUUUUAUUGCCAUUCAAGCUGUUGGAUAUUGAAUGGUUGAUAAGUACACUUACCACUCAUCACAUCUCAAGAGGUUGGACACGUGUUCCAACACGUCUAGACUUGACUGGGAAAGAUGCGAUGGUUAUUCACCCCGAGUUUCUCUAUUACGCUCGUCACACUUGGUACGAGUCGCAAGGUCGUUGGCCGUCGGCCGGCGCCCUCGCAAUCGUCUGGGCCAUCCACAUAUGUGACGAAGUCAACGUGUUUGGGUUUGGUCGUAAUCGAUUCGGCAACUUCCAUCACUACUACGAGAAGGUGGAGAGGACGGGAAAGGAUCCUUUCCGACAGACUGGGGUCCACAAUGCAGACAUCGAAGAGCAAGUGAGGGCAGCGUUAGACAAAGGUGGAGCGAUCAGGUUUCACCCCGGUACUUAUGUCACGGAAACGGUUACAAUAUAUCGUAUGUUUAUUAUGAGUCUUGUGUUGGCACGAACUAUAGCUGCUUUGGAUGUGAGGACAUGUGUGUCUGCUGGUGUACCUGGAGUACCUGGAUCACCUGGAGUUAAUGGAUCACCCGGACGAGAUGGAAUGAAAGGAGAAAAAGGAUUGAAGGGAGAGAAAGGAUUCGUUGGAGAUGUUGGUGGUAAAGGUAAUGCUGGGAAGAUAGGUCCACGAGGUCCACAAGGUCCACAAGGAAUAAGAGGAGAAACAGGCCCAGGAAGAAAGGGAGAGAAAGGAGAAGCUAUGAUGCUUAACUGGAAACAGUGUGUGUGGCAUAAACCUGAUGAUAAAGAUACUGGUCUGAUUCAGGUUAUUCCAACUCGAUUUGUGAUUACAAUUAUCAAAAUGAAACAUGACAGCAAUUCAGCUUUACGUGUUGUGUAUGCAGGAUCUCUCAGAGUUUACUGUCGCAUAGUGGACCUACAACCAUCGAAGGAGUUGUGUUUGGAGAUCCAGCUAAAGAUAAUCCUCACAGGCAUACACAGAUUGAGGGAUACUUCUAUAAUGAAUACGGUUCCUGUGGUUGGAUAUGAGGUUGAUGUGGGCUUAAAGUGUACACAUAAUAUUGUGUAUCCCGAGAGCUUGUGGGUAUAUCAGAAUGUCUCUGCAAGUGGGAAGCUGCUACUCAUGCCAUUCAAGCUGUUGAAUUUUGAUUGGCUGAUUAGCAUAUUUACAACACACAGUAUCUCGUGGGGAUGGAGAAAGGUUCCUACUCACUUGGCACUGUCUCCAAAAGAUGCUGCAAUAUUGCAUCCAAAUUUUGUUCAUUACGUACAAACUAAGUGGCUACAGACAAAUGGUCGUAAGCCAUCUGCUGGCAUGCUGGCUCUCAUUCUAUCUCUUCAUGUCUGUGAUGAGGUUGACGUUUUUGGCUUUGGACGUAAUCAGUAUGGCAACUGGCAUCAUUAUUACGACAAAAACGAAAACAAAAACGUCAAUCCCUUCAGACAUACCUGAGUACACGAUGCUGAAACUGAAGAGGCGGUGAGAGUGGCUUUACACAAAGCCGGUGUGAUUCGAUUUCAUGCAGGAAGGACUUGACUUUUGUGACUGUAUUUAAUAUUUAUAUAUAAUAUAUAUACACAUAUAAUAUUUAUAACAGUGUUUGAUAUCAAUGAGUGAUUGUGUAUGUUUUGCUUUCGAUAUUUGGUCAUAGACUCGGACUUGGACUGAAUACUGUUGAUGGUUACAUAGCAGAAUGUGUUGAUUAUAUAUGGUAUAGUCAUCGGAACAUCAAAUUGUUGUUGAUGUCGUUUCUGUUUAGCUGAUUUCAGAUAUAGCAACUUGCUAGUUACAAUAGUUAAUUAUUUAUUACUUGUUAAUAGAUAAUAAAUAUUUUAUUUAUUGGUAAUUAAUAAAUAAUAUAAUUAAUUAUUUAUUGUCUGUCUGUCUGUCUGUCUGCUUGACUAUUUGUGUGUUUGUCUGUAAACAGGAUAUCUCUUGAACAUCUUCAUCUAAGAUAUCAAUAUGAAAUAUCAGAAUAUAAAGAUUUUGCUAAAAAUCACCAGAUGAGUUUGAAAUCGGCACUCAGACUCUGAGAUCAUUACAAAUUUAGACUAAAAGAUGGCUUUUAGUUUAAAUUGUUUUUAUUGCACUUGUGGUGAUGCAGUUCUCACAUUAGAGCAAUGGGACACCUACCAUACUAUACUAUCACAUUAUUGAUUUGAUGAUGUUGUGUUGAAAGCAGAUGUCCUGAUUAACUGUGCAUGUAAUAUCAUAGUUUGAAGUGUACCAGUGGACUGUUUAUAUUGCAAGAUGUGGAUUAUGUAUAGAAGUUGCUUUUGCCUAUAAGAGGUCACAGACAUUGUGUUGUUCAAUCAUCAUUGACUUUUAUGGAAGGAUGUCUUGUUUGGGUGUCUGCUGCAAUGAGUUCAUAAAUGAGGUACAGGGUAGCUUAUCUUUGAUGGUUUGUGGGUCAUUGCAAUUAGAAUGUUUGCAGAGAAGACCAGAGAAGACUGUGGUUUCUAUGACAAUAGAGACACAAGCUGUUGGGUAGCAAGUUGAUAAGGGAAGAGCUGGCUGAGGGAAAGUGUUUGAGACCAUGUUUGGUAGACAAUCUUUACGGACAUCAGAUUUUAUGGAAAUGUCUUGUGUUGCUACCUAUAGCUAUAUUUGCUAGUCGGAUGUGAGGGUGUGUGAGGAGGAGUAUAUAAGAGCAAGCUCACCAGCUCACUUCAUCAGUAUCGAGGAUAUCGGUCAUCAUCAUGUUUUCAUUGUUUGUGACAGUUCUUGUGCUCAUUCAAGUCAUUGCUACUUCUGCUGGUCAAAGUGUGUCAGAUGAGAGAAAUCAGCAGACAUGUGUGUCUGCUGGUGUACCUGGAGUACCUGGAUCACCUGGAGUUAAUGGAUCACCUGGAGUUAAUGGAUCACCUGGACGAGAUGGAAUGAAAGGAGAAAAGGGAAUGAACGGAGAGAAAGGAUUAGUUGGAGAUGUCGGUGGUAAAGGUAAUGCUGGGAAGAUAGGUCCACAAGGUCCACAAGGUCCAGGAGGGAUGAAAGGAGAAACAGGAAGGAAAGGAGAGAAAGGAGAAGCUAUGCCACUCAACUGGAAACAGUGUGUGUGGAAUAGAAAUGAUAAUAAGGACAGCGGUCUGAUUCAGAACUGUAAUUUUAGGAAACAUGACAGCAAUUCAGCUCUACAUGUUGCAUAUGCAGGAAAUCUCAGGGUUCGAUGUACCAGUGGUGAUUGCUGUUCUCGAUGGUAUUUUACAUUCAACGGUAACGAGUGCAGUGGACCUAUGACUAUUGAGGGAGUUGUGUAUAGUAGACUACAUGAUGAUCCUCACCGUCACAGACAGAUUGAGGGAUACUGUGAGAACAUUCGAGCAGGUCAAGUCACAAUUGGAUUCAACAUUGGAAACUGUAACAAAUGGAGAUCAACAACGUAUGAUGGCUGGACAGGAUGGGCAUCAGUAUCUCGCAUUAUGGUUGCAGAAGUUCCUCCAUCACAAAAGUGACUGAAUUAGAGAGGAAUUAGAACUUGUCUUUAGUAUAGUUUGCAGUACGUACAGUACGAGGUAGCUGAAGUAGGAGGCUGGACUGCUGGUUUAAUUAUGCUCAGUGUUUCUCUUUGUUGUCUCUGAAUGUCUAGCUAUGAUACCUAUAGAUGCAUGUGAGGUAGCGCGGAAUGAUGAAGUACUAUAUUAGUCUUAGACCAAAUAAUGCAAAUAGACUUUGUCUCCAUAAUCUCAAUGUUUGAUAUUUAGUAAGAAUUCUAGUUGGUCGAAUGUGAUGUUGGCCUGCC
Messenger RNA from Corticium candelabrum, 4786 nucleotides. Its product is annotated as alpha-N-acetylgalactosaminide alpha-2,6-sialyltransferase 1-like. Bases 7 to 2499 code for a protein of 830 amino acids. NCBI's taxonomy places the organism in Eukaryota, Metazoa, Porifera, Homoscleromorpha, Homosclerophorida, Plakinidae. Gene Ontology annotation, molecular function: beta-galactoside (CMP) alpha-2,3-sialyltransferase activity. The record is from RefSeq and is a predicted model, not a curated record. The transcript has 18 exons. Gene Ontology annotation, cellular component: membrane. Gene Ontology annotation, biological process: sialylation.